Messenger RNA from Ruditapes philippinarum (Manila clam), 607 nucleotides. Its product is annotated as heat shock 70 kDa protein 12A-like. The transcript is spliced from 4 exons. Lineage: Eukaryota; Metazoa; Mollusca; Bivalvia; Venerida; Veneridae. The record is from RefSeq and is a predicted model, not a curated record. Gene Ontology annotation, molecular function: ATP binding; ATP-dependent protein folding chaperone. The coding region runs from base 26 to 601 and encodes 191 amino acids.
AUGGUACUUGUUCGAACGAUUCAAAAUGAAACUAUUUGUGAAAGGGUUGCCACUGCAUAAAGAUAUGGAAAUUGAAGAUAUACUCGGGAAACCAAUGAAAGCAAUCGACAUCUUCUCUGGAGCAAUACGAUAUAUAAAGGAGCAUUUGUUGAAUGUAUUAAAUGAUCCAGAUAGGGAAGAUCAAUUGUCAGUCAAACCGGAUACUGACAUUCGCUGGGUCCUCACAGUACCUGCCAUAUGGAAUGACUUAUCAAAGAAGUUUAUGAGAGAGGCAGCAGCUAACGCUGGCAUCCCUGACCACAUGUUAUUGCUAGCUUUGGAACCAGAAGCAGCUUCUCUGUACUGUAAGAGAGAAUUAGGGACUGAUACAAUACCAAUCGGUUGUCGAUAUCUGGUACUAGAUCUAGGAGGAGGUACAGCAGACAUUACAUGCCAUGAAGUCAACACUGAUGGAACGCUGAAGGAAUUACAUCCGCCAACUGGUGGUGACUUUGGCGGCACUAAUGUAGAUAACGCCUUUAUGAACGUGCUGGUUCGCAUAUUUGGUGCAGAUAUCAUUAAACAAUUCAAACAACAAUGCAUGAAUGGAUACUGGAGCUAAUGAAAA